UGACUUGCUUGAUGACAGCUGAUCAGCGCAGUUACGAGUAACUCACUGGAAGCUCAGCAUGGCUACCGAAGUGGGCCAAAACACGGUCACAGAGGCUUUGAAAGAACUGGUCGGAUUCGGUAGAGCAUCUUUGGAGAAUGUAGAAAAGGACAUCGCCAGAGGUGGUUCUUUGCGAGACAUCGUGGAGACAAAAGUUCGUCCUUUAUUUGGUCUGAUGUCAGCAGGUGCCAAGUUCUUCAACACCCUGGGAGUGAAAAACCAAAAGGAAGCAGAAUAUUUGUGGGAACAGUUUUUUCAAAACACUGAUGUUCGAGAUAAUGUUGAAGGCUUACUACAACUGGAAGUGGAGUGGGAUUGUUUUUUGAAGCGUCUGGACGUUCAGAUGAAAAUGAGCGACACGGUUCUUUCCCAGUGUCCUGCAGCCCAGACGCUCAGCUCAGAUACGCAGCUUAUACACGUCCAGACUAAAGAGAACGUGUCUCUGGGUCAGUACUUUGGGAAGGGAGAGAAUCUCCUCCUUGUGUUGCUCCGCCAUUUUGGAUGACAGCCAUGACGAGACCACCUGACUGAGCUGAAGAACAGCCAGAAGCUUCAGGGAGCGCAGUCCUUGCGGGUGCUGGUGGUCUCGUACGGCUCUCUUGAAGGGGCCGCGUUCUGGCUCGAUCAGACAGGCUAUGAGUUUGACAUGCUGUUGGAUGCAGAGAGAGCGGUGUAUCGAGCGUUUGGUCUGGGCUCAUCGAUCAGCAAGGUGAUGAAGUUUAAGUUAAUGCUGCACUACUCUGAAAUACUGACGAUGAACCAACGGCUCCCCGAUGUGCCACCUCAGUUCAUCGAUGACCUCUUUCAGAUGGGUGGUGAUUUUGUGCUGGACUCGGGUGGUAAAGUGAUAUUUUCCUACCGGUGUAAAAGCCCUGUGGACAGACCAUCAGUUACUCAGAUUCUGGCUGCCAUCUCUGCUCAUUCGUAGCAUUCCUGGAGAAUAAAGGUUGGCUCCUCAGAUAGACAGCUCCCCCAGAGGUUGUAUGAAUGAAGAUCUGACUCAAAGUCAUACGCUUAUGAAGAGUCAUUUCUGAUGGGCAUUUACACCCUCUGGUCAUCACAGCUUCACAUCUGUUGAGUUACACCAGCCCAGACCCGUCUAUAUCGCACAUCAGUGUCUCGAUUAAAUGAAGUGAGAUUAUUAACUUAAUUGUUUGCAGAUACAUUUUGCAAUUAUUCAAGACACACGAAAUGUGUGUCAAGCCGUUUAACCAUUGUUUACUGUGAAUGAUUAUUGAAAUCAACACCGAAUAAAGAGCUGGAUGUUGGUCAGAA
Molecule: messenger RNA, 1314 nt
Organism: Puntigrus tetrazona (Sumatra barb)
Lineage: Eukaryota; Metazoa; Chordata; Actinopteri; Cypriniformes; Cyprinidae
Gene: selenol
Product: selenoprotein L
Exons: 10
Molecular function (GO): oxidoreductase activity; antioxidant activity
Source: RefSeq, a predicted model, not a curated record